GGGAUCCAGGCAUGAACUGUCCGCGUUUAUUGAGCGCCUGCUGUAUGCUGGGAUCUAGUGCGCUGGGCACGGUGAUGGGGCCGUGGGAAAGGCCUCUGCCGCAGAUAUGGAGAAACUCAGGCUGCGCAGCCCCUGGGUGCCCUCGUGCCUCGGGCAGCCCCGCGUCCUGCAGGGCCGACUGGCCAGGUCCUCGCCCUCGCUCUGGGACAGCGCGCUGCAGGAGCAGAAGGGCGAGCUGCGCAAGCGGCUGUCCUACACCACGCACAAGCUCGAGAAGCUCGAGACCGAGUUCGACUCCACGCGCCACUACCUGGAGAUCGAGCUGCGGCGCGCCCAGGAGGAACUGGAGAAGGUCACGGAGAAGUUGCGCAGGAUCCAGAGCAACUACAUGGCGCUGCAGAGGAUCAACCAGGAGCUGGAGGACAAGCUGUACCGCAUGGGCCAGCACUACGAGGAGGAGAAGCGCGCGCUGAGCCACGAGAUUGUCGCCCUCAACAGCCACCUGCUGGAGGCCAAGGUGACCAUCGACAAGCUGUCAGAGGACAACGAGCUCUAUAGGAAGGACUGCAAUCUAGCGGCCCAGCUGCUGCAGUGCAGCCAGACCUACGGCAGGGGCCACAAGGUGUCCGAGCUGCCCUCGGACUUCCAGGAGCGCGUGAGCCUGCACCUGGAGCAGCACGGCUGCAGCCUGCCCUCGCCGCUCUGCCGCCCGGCCUACGCCGACAGCGUGCCCGCCUGCGUCAUCGCCAAGGUGCUGGAGAAGCCGGAUCCCGCCAGCCUGUCCUCCCGCCUGUCGGACGCCUCCGCCCGCGACCUGGCCUUCCGCGACCGGGCGGAGCAGCAGAGCCUCAGGCCCCCCUACAAGGCGGACGCCUACUGCAGCGACACCGCCCUCUACUGCCCCGAGGAGCCGCCGCGCGACCGGCGGCCCAGCGCGGACGCCUCCGUGACCGACGUGGGCUUCCUGCGGGCCCAGAACUCCACCGACAGCGCCGCCGAGGAGGAGGAGGAGGCCGAGGCGGCGGCUUUCCCGGCGGCCUUCGGGCGCGAGGGCUUCCCGAGCUACGCGGGCUCGCUGCCCACGUCCAGCUCCUACUCGAGCUUCAGCGCCACGUCGGAGGAGAAGGAGCAGGGCCAGGCCGGCGCGCUGGCCGCCUCCCAGCAGGCGCUCUACCUGAACAGCCGCGAGCCGCGGCUGCCGCGCCCGCCGCCCGCCGCCGCCGCCGCCUACCCGGGCAGCCUGCGCUUCUCUAAGGCCGCGGCCGCGGCGGCGGCCCCGCUGGAGGCCGAGGUGGCCCCGGGGUUCGCGCGGACCUUGUCCCCCUACUCGGCCGAGCCCUACCGCUACCCGGCCUCCCCGGGCCCCCAGCAGGCCCUGGUGCCCCCAAACCUGUGGAGCCUGCGGGCCAAGCCAGGGUCGGCCCGGCUGCCCAGGGAGGACGCGCGGGGCCAGUGGCGGCCCCUGAGCGUGGAGGACAUCGGCGCCUACUCCUUCCCGGUGGCCGCCCGGCGGGCCUCCCCCGGCAGCUUUCCCGAACGCUACUACGGCGGGGGCGGCCCGGGCCAGAAGGCCGAGGGCCGGGCCAGCCCUCUCUACGCCAGCUACAAGGCCGACAGCUUCUCGGAGGGCGACGACCUCUCCCAGGGCCCCCUGGCCGAGCCCUGCUUCCUGCGGGCUGGUGGCCCCGCCAGCCCGAGGCCCAGCUACUCGGCCAGCGAGGGCGACGGGGAGAGGCUCGGGGGGCACCUGUGCGGGGUGGCCGACAGCCCCGAGCCCGAGCACAGCCUGCACAGCUCCAGGGACUCCCUGGAGCCCAGCUCUAUGGAGGCGUCCCCCGAGAUGCGCCCCGCCGCCCGCCUGAGCCCCCAGCCGGCCUUCCCGCGGACCGGGGGCUCGGGGCUGAGCCGCAAGGACAGCCUCACGAAGGCCCAGCUCUACGGGACCUUGCUCAACUGAGCGCCUCCCUGCGGGCCCAGGCCGCGGGGCGCCGGGCCACCCGCCCCGCACCCCGGGGGGCCUGCCCACCUGUCCCCAGACGCCCACCUGUCUCCUGGGCCCUGCCGCAAGAGCCCCUCCCUCCCACCUAACCCCGUGCAGCCCGACAAGAGGACCCCCGCCACCCGUGUGCCCCCCCACCCCACGACGGAGCUCGCCGAGAAUGUUCCUCACACGCCGACAUCUCUCCCCACCCGAGAUGAGCGUUCCCCCCCUUUUAUAAAGCGAAACUAUUUUUCUAGAGAAAAAGGGUCUUUCUUAACGCACUUGGCCUCCAGCUCCCUGGACGGCAGCCUUGGCGUUUCCAACACAAAGCUCCUUUCUUUCCCGGGUGAGAGCCAGCGGGGCCUGGCCCCUGGAGGGGAGGAGGGCGCCUCGCGGAGACGCCCAGCGCGCCGGUGACAAGGGGACCCCGGAGCUCUCUGCACAAGGAGGGGGACUGGACGGGUGCAGGGACGUGAGACGUUCUCGGCUGUUUCCGCGUGGCCGGCGCAGCGCCCCCAGCU
This is a messenger RNA of Phyllostomus hastatus (greater spear-nosed bat), 2502 nucleotides long. It is a transcript of the gene BEGAIN, whose product is annotated as brain enriched guanylate kinase associated. NCBI's taxonomy places the organism in Eukaryota, Metazoa, Chordata, Mammalia, Chiroptera, Phyllostomidae. The record is from RefSeq and is a predicted model, not a curated record. Gene Ontology annotation, cellular component: synapse. The transcript is spliced from 8 exons. The coding region runs from base 107 to 1957 and encodes 616 amino acids.